AUGUAUCGCAAAAAGUUUUUAUCUGCUAAAGAACUCGAAGAGUUAUUGAUGAAUCCCAGUUCUGAUGAAGACGAGGAAUUAAAUUUGAAUUUGGAUGCUGCACUUCAUACAAACAUUAUUAUUUUACCUCCAAAAAAUGAUGCUGUUAGUGAUAAUGAGGACAUCGAUGAUAAUGAGCAGCUUUUGGAGGAUAGAAAUGAGUUCCCAAAUGAAUUGGCUGGCGAAGUUGAGCUAGAAUGCAUGUUUGAUGAUUUAAAUUCUCAAAAUCCUGAAAUCAAUGAACCGGAAGUCCAUGUUUCACCAAAUAAACCAAACAGUGCAUCUACAUCCCAAAACGUUGCUUCAACUUCUAAAAAGGAAUUGGCAUGUCUUCCUUAUAAGUUACCGAAGUGGUCAAAAAGCCAUCGUGUUGAAUUUUCAAAAAAACCAACAGACGUAUCAAGUGAAAAUAUACGAGCAAUUUAUGACAAAAUCGGUAAUUUCAAUCCUCUGGAAAUGCUAGAACUAUUUCUAGACAGUGACAUUAUCAAUUUUAUUGUUGACCACACAAACGCCUAUGCUAAUAUAGACAAAAAUAAUCCAACAUUCAAAACGGAUGGCAAUGAAAUACGCAAAUUCAUCGGCAUAAUGUAUUUCUCUGGAUUACAUACAGUGCCCCAAUUGGAUUUGUAUUGGUCUAAUCAACAAGUAUUUGGAUGCGACCUAAUAAAAAAUACAAUGAGUCGAGAUCGGUUCCGGAAAAUAAAGUGCUAUUUACACGUUUGUGACAACAGUAAAAUCGACCCCAGAGAUAAGUUUGCUAAAGUUUCAUUGCUCAACAAUAUGCUAAAUGAAAGAUUUAUGCAGUUUGGAGUAUUUUGCCAUCAUCUUUCAAUUGACGAACAGAUGAUACCAUACUACGGACGCCAUUCUGCAAAAAUGUUCAUCAGAGGAAAACCAAUACGUUUUGGAUAUAAGUAUUGGAAUUUGUGCUCACAUGAUGGUUACUUGUUCCAAUUCAUUCCUUAUGGUGGCGCAAGCACAGUUCGUGAAAAUAGAACUGGAAAAGCAGUGUUGACCGAUCCCAAACAAAUGAAGAAAAAAAGUCGUGGUUCCAUGGAUUUCGCAUUUGAUAAGGAAAAUGAAAUAGCAGCUGUUCGUUGGAACGACAAUUCAAUUGUAACAGUUUUAUCGAAUCAUUUGAUGGACCAACCAAUUAAUCAGGCGAAGCGGUUUGAUCGAAAGCAGAGGAAACAUAUCAACAUUCCAAUGCCAAAUGCAAUUCGUCAAUACAACGUAACGAUGGGUGGAGUUGAUUUAUUCGAUAACGCUACAAGCAACUAUAGGAUACGAAUUCGAGGAAAAAAGUGGUACUGGCCACUUUUAACAAAUGCCCUGGACGCAGUGCUGGUAAAUGCAUGGAAAAUGCAUUGCAUUUGCAAAAAAUUUGCCAAGGAAACAUCAAUGUCGCAACUAGAGUUUAGGACAUUUGUUGUAGAUGCACUGUUGCGAUCGGAAACAAACUCUGAACCUGUGUGUCAAACGGAAGGAAGCCCCAAUGUAGUGGUCCGUUUCGACAGUAUGAAACAUACUGUCAUCAAAACAGAAAAACGUCUCCGAUGUCGCAAGUGUUCCAGCCAAACCAUUUUUUCCUGCAGGAAAUGCAAUAUCCCCCUCCACCCUAAAUGCUUCGAAGAAUACCACACCAAAGCCCUUUCUUUGUAA
Episyrphus balteatus (marmalade hoverfly) is the source of this 1704-nucleotide messenger RNA. RefSeq names its product piggyBac transposable element-derived protein 3-like. Gene Ontology annotation, molecular function: sequence-specific DNA binding. Lineage: Eukaryota; Metazoa; Arthropoda; Insecta; Diptera; Syrphidae. The record is from RefSeq and is a predicted model, not a curated record. The transcript has 3 exons. The coding region runs from base 1 to 1704 and encodes 567 amino acids.